AAUUGGCUGAUGUUGGCGCGAAGGUGCGCCAGUCGGCCCUCACGCAGGGACCGCAGGAAACAAUAGAGGCCGCGCGCGCGGAGCGAGCGCCCGCACCCUCCCCGCCCCUCCGGCAACGCUCGAUCCCGGGAUCUCCCCCGGCUCUCCUACCCGCCAUGGCCGACAAGGAAGCAGCCUUUGACGACGCAGUGGAAGAACGUGUAAUCAACGAGGAGUACAAAAUAUGGAAAAAGAACACUCCUUUUCUUUAUGAUUUGGUGAUGACCCAUGCUCUGGAGUGGCCCAGCUUAACUGCCCAGUGGCUUCCAGAUGUAACGAGACCAGAAGGGAAAGAUUUCAGCAUUCAUCGACUGGUCCUGGGGACACACACAUCAGAUGAACAAAACCACCUUGUGAUAGCCAGUGUGCAGCUCCCUAAUGAUGAUGCUCAGUUUGAUGCGUCUCACUACGACAGUGAGAAAGGAGAAUUUGGAGGUUUUGGUUCUGUUAGUGGCAAAAUUGAAAUAGAAAUCAAGAUCAACCACGAAGGAGAAGUAAACAGGGCCCGUUAUAUGCCCCAGAACCCCUGCAUCAUCGCAACAAAGACUCCCUCCAGUGAUGUCCUUGUUUUUGACUAUACAAAACAUCCUUCUAAACCAGACCCUUCUGGAGAGUGCAACCCAGACUUACGUCUCCGUGGACAUCAGAAGGAAGGCUAUGGGCUUUCUUGGAACCCAAAUCUCAGUGGGCACUUACUUAGUGCUUCAGAUGACCACACCAUCUGCCUGUGGGACAUCAGUGCUGUUCCAAAGGAAGGAAAAGUGGUGGAUGCGAAGACCAUCUUUACAGGGCAUACAGCAGUAGUUGAAGAUGUUUCCUGGCAUCUGCUCCAUGAGUCUCUGUUUGGGUCAGUUGCUGAUGAUCAGAAACUUAUGAUUUGGGAUACUCGUUCAAACAAUACUUCCAAACCAAGCCACUCAGUUGAUGCUCACACUGCUGAAGUGAACUGCCUCUCUUUCAAUCCUUAUAGUGAGUUCAUUCUUGCCACAGGAUCAGCUGACAAGACUGUGGCCUUAUGGGAUCUAAGAAAUCUGAAGCUUAAGUUGCAUUCCUUCGAAUCACAUAAGGAUGAAAUAUUCCAGGUUCAGUGGUCACCUCACAAUGAGACUAUUUUGGCUUCCAGUGGUACUGAUCGCAGACUGAAUGUCUGGGAUUUAAGUAAAAUUGGAGAGGAACAAUCCCCAGAAGAUGCAGAAGAUGGGCCACCAGAGUUGUUGUUUAUUCAUGGUGGUCACACUGCCAAGAUAUCUGAUUUCUCCUGGAAUCCCAACGAACCUUGGGUGAUUUGUUCUGUAUCAGAAGACAAUAUCAUGCAAGUGUGGCAGAUGGCAGAGAACAUUUAUAAUGAUGAAGACCCUGAAGGAAGCGUGGAUCCAGAAGGACAAGGGUCCUAGAUAUAUCUGCAUUUCUUGUGAUUUUUAGGCUCCCCUUUUUUUCCUCUCAACCCUGAGAUUGAUUAACACUGGUUUUGAGACACACAGACUUUGUUCGGCUAUCCCUCUAUAUAGUAGGUACCACCAACAAUGCUAUUAGCCCAAACAGUGGGUUUUUUCUAAAUAUUAACUGGGGGACUUGAUUCAGCAAAGCCACAGGCUUAAAUUUUCUUCAGGAAUUUUCUAGUAACAAACCCAGGUCUAUAAGUAGCCACAGAAAGGGGAGUAUCUGUGUGAUUAUUUUUCUUGUUAUGCUAUAUCCCCAAGUUUUUCAGUCUCAUUUAAGUAAAGGCUAGAGUGAGUAAGGAAUAGAGCCAAAUGAGGUAGGUGUCUGAGCCAUGAAGUAUAAAUAUUGCAAGGUUUCAUUUUUAUUCAGGAAAUAGGGGAGAUUCAAGUCAUAGAUUCCUACUCUAGAAUCUUCACACCUGACUUUCCAGGAUGCACAUUUUCCUAUGUAGACCAGUCUCAGUUUCUUAAGUCAAAACUACAUGUUCCUCUUUCCCCAUAUAUUUUUGCUCGUUAGUGUAUUUCUUGAGCUGUUUUCAUAUUGUUUCUUUCCUUUCUGUGAAAUGGUUUUUGUUUUGUUUUUUAAACUUGGGACCACCAAGUUGUAAAGAUGUAUGUUUUUACCUGACAGUUACCACAGGUAGACUGUCAAGUUGAGAAGAGUGAAUCAAUAACUUGUAUUUGUUUUUAAAAUUAAAUUAAUCCUUGAUAAGAGUUGCUUUUUUUUAGGAGUUAGUCCUUGACCACUAGUUUGAUGCCAUCUCCAUUUUGGGUGACCUGUUUCACCAGCAGGCCUGUUACUCUCCAUGACUAACUGUGUAAGUGCUUAAAAUGGAAUAAAUUGCUUUUCUACAUAA
Lemur catta (Ring-tailed lemur) is the source of this 2335-nucleotide messenger RNA. RefSeq names its product RB binding protein 4, chromatin remodeling factor (gene RBBP4). Gene Ontology annotation, molecular function: histone binding. The transcript is spliced from 12 exons. Gene Ontology annotation, cellular component: ESC/E(Z) complex; nucleus; NuRD complex. The coding region runs from base 156 to 1433 and encodes 425 amino acids. Gene Ontology annotation, biological process: regulation of gene expression. NCBI's taxonomy places the organism in Eukaryota, Metazoa, Chordata, Mammalia, Primates, Lemuridae. The record is from RefSeq and is a predicted model, not a curated record.